CAUAAGUGAGAAAAGAAUUCAUUCUUGUGGGGACUUGAGGAGGCUCCUUGGGGAGGUGCUACUACUCAGACAUCCAGGAAGCUGCCAAAUCCCACUGCUGCUUCAUUCCAGGAAGAAUACAGUACUAUGUCCUGUACUGUCUGUGUACAGGGUUGUAACUACAGCUACUAGUGCAUUUGAUCUGCUUCAUCAGUUUCCUAUCACCACAGGACUUUGAGAUAUAUUUUCUACCAAAAUGUCAUCUUCCUUCUACAUUGUUUUCAUAGUUCUUGGGCUUCAUGCUACUGUUCAUUGUUUUCCUGGUACUCAGCAUGAAGGUAAAGGUAAUGAAGUCAAACAUUCUAUCCCAAGGAACUCAACCUUAUACAAAAUGUCCACAAAUAAUGCUGACUUUGCAUUCAACUUAUAUAGGAAACUGGCCUCAGAGAACACUGGGAGGAAUGUUUUCUUCUCCCCAGUGAGUGUGAGCUCAGCCUUGGCUAUGAUAUCUCUUGGUGCCCAAUCAGACACACAGAUUCAGAUCCUACAAUGUCUGGGUUUCAACCUGACAGAGAUGCAAGAGGAUGAAAUUCACCAUGGUUUCCAUCACCUUAUCCAUACCCUGAAUCUCCCUAACAAGGAACUUGAAUUGAAGGCAGGAAAUGCCCUCUUCAUCCAAAAGCAGGUGAAAAUUCUCAACCAGUUUACAAGUGGCAUCCAGAAGCUGUAUGAGUCAGAGGCUUUUUCUACUGAUUUCUCAAAUGUUUCAGAAGCUGAACAGAAGAUCAAUAAUUAUGUGAAGAAGAAGACCAAAGGGAAGAUUGUAGAGGUGAUCAAAGAUCUUGUUCCAAAUACUUACAUGAUCCUAGUAAACUUUAUUUUCUUUAAAGCUAAAUGGGAGAAACCUUUUGAUCCUCUAGAAACCAAGCAAAAUGGCAAUUUUUACAUGAGAGAGUCAGUUGUGAUAAAGGUUUCCUUCAUGCACCAAGUUGAAGAACACUUUUACUUCAUGGAUAGGAUAUUGAACUGCACUGUACUUCAGAUGGACUACAGUAAAAAUGCACUGGCCAUUUUUGUUCUUCCUGAUGAAGGCCAGAUGAAGUUGCUGGAGGAUACUCUAAUGUCAACAACUCUGAGAAGAUGGAACCACUUGCUCCAGAAAGGGUUAGUGAAUUUAUACAUUCCCAAGUUUUUCAUUUCUGCUUCAUAUAACCUGGACACCAUCCUCCCAGGAAUGGGAAUCCAAGAUGCUUUCACUAACCAGGCAGAUUUUUCUGGUAUCUCAGAACAUUUCAAACUGAAGAUUUCAAAUGUAGUUCAUAAAGCUGUGUUAGACGUUGGAGAAAAGGGCACCGAAGCUGUGGCUAUCACAGAUUUAAGGAUGGAAUUUCGAUCAGCUUUAGCUCACCCUGGUGCUUUGAUUGUCUUCAAUAGGCCCUUCCUGGUGAUGAUUUUGGAUAAAGUCACUCGAAGCAUUCUCUUUCUAGGAAAAGUGAUGGAACCAAAGGAACAAUAGUUGCAUAACUGCUACUAGUAAACAGCCUACCCUUACUGAAGUGUAAAAUAAAUAUGUAUUAUGGCCUAAAA
This is a messenger RNA of Sarcophilus harrisii (Tasmanian devil), 1566 nucleotides long. Its product is annotated as thyroxine-binding globulin-like. Gene Ontology annotation, biological process: negative regulation of endopeptidase activity. Gene Ontology annotation, molecular function: serine-type endopeptidase inhibitor activity. Bases 236 to 1495 code for a protein of 419 amino acids. The transcript is spliced from 6 exons. The record is from RefSeq and is a predicted model, not a curated record. NCBI's taxonomy places the organism in Eukaryota, Metazoa, Chordata, Mammalia, Dasyuromorphia, Dasyuridae.